Vairimorpha ceranae is the source of this 708-nucleotide messenger RNA. Its product is annotated as glutathione peroxidase. Gene Ontology annotation, molecular function: glutathione peroxidase activity. The transcript has a single exon. Bases 1 to 708 code for a protein of 235 amino acids. The record is from RefSeq and is a predicted model, not a curated record. Gene Ontology annotation, biological process: response to oxidative stress. Lineage: Eukaryota; Fungi; Microsporidia; Nosematidae.
AUGUCUUCAGAAGAAAGAGACACCAAAAAAAUAUCUUCAGAAAGAAAAGGCGUCAGAAAAAGAUUUUCAGGAGGGAAGAUCUUUAAAAAAUUAUUUUCAGAAGGAAAAGCCUUCAAAAAAUUAUCUUCAGAAGGAAAAGCCUUUUAUAAUUUAUCUGCUAUAGACUACAAAGACAAGACUAUUGACUUUUCACACUACAAAGGUAAAAUGUUACUAAUCACUAAUAUGGCUUCUACAUGUGGAUUUGCCAAGAGUAAUCUUUCUAUACUAGCUGAUAUUAUGACACUGUAUAAAGAAUAUGGCCUUAAAAUAUUGAUCUUUCCUUGUCUGCAAUAUUCAAAAGAUGAUACUGAUUUACUUAAAAAGAUGUAUAACUUAAUAACAGAAUAUUCUGAUGAUUUUACAGUAUUUAGUGAUAUUAAUUUGGUCGGUAAAAAUAUACAUCCUGUUUAUAAGCAUAUUGUAAGGUAUAGAAAAGAGUUUGUAGGAGAUUUUAUAAAAUGGAAUUUCGCAAAAUUUAUUGUUAAUGAAUACGGUGAAAUAGUAAAAAUUUUUGAACCAGGAGAUCGUCUAGAAGUGCGCGAUAAAAUAUUUAAAAAGCUCUUAAAAAAUAAAAUUGCAGAAAAAGAAGUUGAAAGAGAAAUAAAUAAAUAUGAGGGAGAUCCUUAUGAUCUGCAAAAUAGUAGUGAAGAGUUACAGUAUUAUUAA